CAGUGACAUCGCUGAAGUCCGGCGGGGGUUUUUUUCUUUUGUAAAACUUGAAUAUAUUUUUAAAUGCGUCUUCUCCACGCACCACAGUGGAGGCUGCCAUCUUGGCUAUGACGUGGUUGAACUUUCACCUCAAGUCACUUCCGGAGCAUUCCGACUGAAACAACAUGGCGGCGCCCUCUAAGAAAGUGUUUGAGGUCUUCGUGUCUAAAAUACCAUGGACCCUAGCUGGCAAGGAGAUGAAGGAGUACUUUGGACAGUUUGGGCCUGUGAAGAAGUGUCUUCUUCCAUUUGAUAAAGACACAGGGUUCCAUAAAGGCUUCUGUUGGGUUGGAUUCACGACAGAGGAAGGACUGAACAAUGCACUUCAGAAAGACCCACACACGCUUGAGGGAGCAAAGCUCCAGGUUCAGAGGAACAGACGUCAAUUUGAAGGGCCCAGGUCAAGCAAAGACAGUGAAUAUGACUGAAGCUGUGGUACUUUGGUGUUGGUGAUCCUCCAGCCAUCAGUCAUUGUUUGUUACUGCUCCCCCAGCUGCUGGAUUAUUAUACUUUUUCAUUUGUUUCCCAGCUAAGUGAAUUUGGGCCUGAACAUUAUUGACAUUGUUUAAUGACUCGUCCAGUAGUAUCUCAUUAUUUUUUUGUAAUUGUUAGUGUUAAACUUUGUGUAACCAUCAACAAUACAUAGCAGCAGAAAUACUUUAAAUGUUAAUAAAAGGACUUUAAAGGUC
This is a messenger RNA of Eleginops maclovinus (Patagonian blennie), 728 nucleotides long. RefSeq names its product SRA stem-loop interacting RNA binding protein (gene slirp). The transcript has 4 exons. Bases 165 to 467 code for a protein of 100 amino acids. Gene Ontology annotation, molecular function: RNA binding. The record is from RefSeq and is a predicted model, not a curated record. NCBI's taxonomy places the organism in Eukaryota, Metazoa, Chordata, Actinopteri, Perciformes, Eleginopidae.